Molecule: messenger RNA, 1993 nt
Organism: Stylophora pistillata
Lineage: Eukaryota; Metazoa; Cnidaria; Anthozoa; Scleractinia; Pocilloporidae
Product: two pore potassium channel protein sup-9-like
Biological process (GO): potassium ion transmembrane transport; stabilization of membrane potential
Cellular component (GO): plasma membrane
Molecular function (GO): outward rectifier potassium channel activity; potassium ion leak channel activity
Source: RefSeq, a predicted model, not a curated record
CGAACAACCGGGGCCAGACUGGUAACUGCUUCCUUACACCGUUAUAUGAAUUACCCAUCAAUUUUCCACCAUCGCCGCGAAAAAAAAUUGAAAUUGUGCCAAAAGCAUUUGCCAAAUGCAGUUUCCUCAUGAAUAACAAAAUGUGAUGUUAAUCUUUAUCAAUGUGACCUCUUAAAGUACAGAAAUGAAGAUGUCAAGGCUAUAUGCCCAUGAAAUCAUCGACGGGCAAGCUACAUUACUGGAAAUAAGCCAAAUCAAUUAUAAUCAUCCAAAGCUAAUGUAUAUUCAUGAUACAGGGAUUUGUAAAUAUUCGGCGGAGAUGAAUGCCAUCUCCAGCAGAGCUUUUCAGUCCUUAAUGACAGGUAAAAACAGUUGCCACGAGACAGCACGAAAUUCGUGUAAAAAGCUAUGAAAGAUAUUUACUGCAAAUCAUUACAAGGAGAGACCCUGAGAAUGCCAACCAAAUGUUUACUUCAACAGGCACGUAACCACAACAGUGGUUAUAGUCAAUUUAAGGCGCCAAAAAAUUCUGGUGUAUCGCAAAACUGAGGUAGAAGCGUUGAUACAGCCGUCAGGUGUAAUUUCUCGGCCAUGGAUCCUCUCUUCAAAGCAAUGAUCUUUCGGACCUUUGCUUUCUUACUAUGGAGUUCACUUAGUGCUUGGCUGUUCGCUAUGGUUGAAUACACUGAAAAAGAUGAGACUGAAGAGAAAGAACAGUUGCUACUGUCUCUGUACAAGACAAUGCCAUUUAAGUACAACAUGACGGAAGUAGAUUUCAAAAACUUUUCCAGCUCCUCGUUCGAGGCGUUGAGCAAACCUAACCCUAGGUGGACGUUUUUUACCGCUUUGAUCUUUGUCACUCAAGCCAUGACCACUAUAGGCUUUGGAAAUAUAACUCCGAAGACACCUGAAGGCCAAAUACUAUGCAUCUUCCUUUGUCUACUUGGCAUUCCAAUCACUCUCCUUAUGCUAAACUCCAUUGGUGCAAUCAUUGUCAAACGAGUCAACACACUUGUGAAGAAGUUCGAGAUGAAAAUCCUUAAAAUAGAAGAACCAAACAAUGUAGAAAAAAAGAGUGCAGUGAUCUUGUUUUUAUUUAUGGUGUUAGAAAUUGUGAUGAAUGCUGUGGUUGUGUCAAAUUUAGAGGGCUGGACAUUCGUCGAGGGAGUUUAUUUCUGGUUUGUAACACUAACAACAAUGGGUUUUGGUGACUACAUUCCAGAGAGGCUCAAAGCGACCAAUCCCUCGAACGAAAACAGUUCCCCAAGUUUGUUAAGCUUUUUGGAACUGGUUCUUGUUGUGGGAGGAUUAUGUAUUGUUUCUAGUGUAUUUAACUCCCUCAUGGCGGCCUUGGAUGAAAGAAAUUGGCGGUUUAAGUGUUCCGCACGUAUUUCUAGAAGAAGACAGGGGCGCGUUGACACAAUAAAACAACCUCAUGACGAUAACAUGACGUCUAGAAGAAUGGAAAAUCUAGGUUUGGAGAAUCUUGAAAACACAGAAAACCGAUAGGAGCCUCUAUGUUCUCUAACUCAAUUGCAGAUCGUCCCUGCACUCUGGGCCAGAGGAAUUUAAGUUUUGGACACCGAAUUUUUCAUCGAGCUAACUAACGAUGACGCAACUAUUUUGUUGAUGUCUGAUGGAAAUGUGUAUGGAGCGUCAUUUUAAUCUCUAUGAAGUCCAAUGUAAAUUAAACCUUUCUUACGAACAGCAAAACUCAAACAAUGAAAAAAAAAAGAAAAAAAAAUUAGCUUCCUUUGGCACCCAUUCUAUGCCAAGUUGUGUUUUAUAGCGAAUGAUUUUCUUUCGAAAAGUCAAGUUAACUAAAUUUGAUACUAAACUUGAAGAACGUCUAUUCCAACUUUGUGCCACUGCCCGCCGAACUCAGAUGAAUUUUAUCCAACUGUGGAAUCAACAUGGAAUAGAUCUGGCUUCUGACGUCGAAUCUAAUUCAUUGGGAUAAAAUAAAAUUUAUAGUAAAAGAAAAAAAAACUGA